Molecule: messenger RNA, 790 nt
Organism: Marchantia polymorpha subsp. ruderalis
Lineage: Eukaryota; Viridiplantae; Streptophyta; Marchantiopsida; Marchantiales; Marchantiaceae
Source: the annotation of a GenBank genome assembly
GACACAGGUCCUGAAGAUGGGGAGGAGGAAUCCAUGUUAGAAUAUAAGAGACAGAAAACAUAUAUAUUAUGAAUGAGCCUUCAAAGACCACUCAUAGCGAAAUAAGAAAAAAGAGAGAGAGGGAGAGAGAGAGCGAGUGAGUGCGUGAGAGAAAUCGAGCACAAUGGCCAGAGCACUGAAGAUGAGCCAAGUUUGUGGAGAUCCUUAUGAGGUUGUGAGGCUGAUCCACGUAGAAAAGCCGAAACCAGGUCCAGGCCCCGGAACAGAGAAUGGUGUCAUUCCUGGAACCGAAGGAUUCGGUUUAGUCGAGGAGGUGGGAGAAGGUGUGACCGGGUUUUCUAUUGGUCAGAGGGUGGUGCCUUGUCUAUACGCCAAGUAUCUGUCUACGGGAACGCAAGGUGCAUGGCAAGACUAUGUAGUUGUUCAGGAAGAGGAAGUUUACGCGAUUUCUGAUUCUAUCAGUGAUGAGACAGCAGCUCAGCUUGUGGCUAAUCCGUGGACUGCUUACGUGCUGUUGAAGACCAUUGCUGCACCAAAGGGGGAAUACGUCAUCUCAACGGCGGCCGGUUCUGUUGUAGGCAGGUAAAGUCCAAUUUCCUUAGAUCUGGACGAUCUAACUCUCAGUACUACCAACUUCUGAUUGUAUUCUCUCUGGUUUGAACACACGCUUUGAAUGCAUUAAUAUUGCGCAUUAUGAUGGGGUCUUCCCAUCUCUUUUGCUAUAUUAAUUUGUCCACCCAGUUUUCCGCAGUGUAAGAAGUUGGAAGCUUCAUCGAGUUAGCUUUGAUAU